Messenger RNA from Xylaria bambusicola, 1030 nucleotides. RefSeq lists its product as uncharacterized. Lineage: Eukaryota; Fungi; Ascomycota; Sordariomycetes; Xylariales; Xylariaceae. The record is from RefSeq and is a predicted model, not a curated record. Gene Ontology annotation, cellular component: mitochondrial outer membrane. Gene Ontology annotation, molecular function: nascent polypeptide-associated complex binding. The coding region runs from base 55 to 594 and encodes 179 amino acids. The transcript has 4 exons.
AUAUCAUAUUGCCCACUACAACGAAAUAACAGAAACAAAGAAAUCCCCGAGAAAAUGUCAUACGCAGACGUCGCCGCGUCCGGUCCCAAACAGACACCCGAAGAGGCCGCAGCCCCUCAACCCCCGCAAAUCGUCCCCUCCGAAACAGCGUCGACGUCGUCCCUCAUCGACGUCGACACCCCCUCCGUGCGCACCGUACCCUCCGACUUCCUCGAGCAGGACGUCCAGACGGAGACGCAGCAGCAGCGGAAAGAGCGCGAGGAGAAGGCCGCCGAUGCCGCCGCCCGCGCCGAGGCCGACCUCGCCAAGAAGAAGCGCUCCGCCGCCCGCAAGGCCCGCAAGGCCGACAACUUCCUGACGCAGUGGUUCGGCGAGCUGAGCGAUAACGCGAGCACCGCCCUCGUCGCGGGAAAUCUGGCUGCCGUCGUUGGCGUCAGUGCGUACCUCGGGUACAAGGCUCUGGGCCUGUACGAGCGCGGCCAGCUCACGUGGAGGAACGUCGGUCUUGGUGCUGGUGUUGCGCUUGGUGUGGGGUUGUUCGAGGCUACGCUUGGAGGAUAUCUCUACAAGGGAAAGAAGAGCGACCGAUCGUAGAAAGAAAAAAAAGGAAAGAAUAUUCCUCUUAUCUAUCUUCGGCAUAAAUAGUUGUUGAGAAAUGGCUCUUGCAGAGACUCAAGUCCUUCAUCUUGAUCUACAACGCGGGAGGGAGAGAGAGGAUCAAAGGAACAUGAGGGAAACGGCGGUUGUUUUCGGCGGCGUUCUUUAAUUACGGCGGCGACACAUGGGAGUCUUUUUCUGUCUGUCUGUCCUUGGGGGGUUUUUCUCUUAACUUGAUGGGUUUUCUUGUUUCCUGAAUUCCUCACGGAAACUCGCGUAUACCGUAUAAGAAACUUCUCUAGUGUGUAUAUCCGGAAUCUGAUCCUUGCAUUGGGAAAGAAUUAGCCAAUUUCGCGCGUUCAGAUAUUAUCCUACCGCUUCUUCUCUUGUAUCAUGCAUGUCUAGUAAUACGUAAGUCAGUUAGUAUGUAUUG